UGGGGCUAUAGCCCCGGAAAAAUCUCCGAUGAGUGAAGGUUCAGGUUGGGAAUAUGCAUAAGAAAGGAAACCAGUUCCAAGAGACUAGAGGUUGAGUAGACUCGUUUUGAAUUUUUUCCCCUCUGCUCCGGCGCUUUGUGGACUUUCCAAUUCUUUGACUAUUACCCAGUACGUUUCUGAGGGCAAGUCUCGUGCGUAUUCAUCCCCGCCAUGGCUCAGCUCCAAACACGCUUCUACACCGACAAUAAGAAAUAUGCAGUAGAUGAUGUUCCCUUCUCAAUUCCUGCCACCUCUGAAAUUGCAGACCUUAGUAACAUCAUCAAUAAGUUGCUGGAGGCUAAAAAUGAGUUCCACAAAUAUGUGGAAUUUGAUUUCCUUAUCAAGGGCCAGUUUCUGCGAAUGCCAUUGGUCAAACACAUGGAACUGGAGAACAUCUCAUCAGAAGAGGUUGUGGAACUAGAAUACGUGGAGAAGUACAGUGCACCUCAGCCAGAGCAAUGCAUGUUCCAUGAUGACUGGAUCAGUUCUGUCAAAGGAGCAGAGGAAUGGAUCUUGACUGGUUCUUACGAUAAGACUUCUCGAAUCUGGUCCUUGGAAGGAAAGUCAAUAAUGACAAUUGUGGGACAUACGGAUGUUGUAAAAGAUGUGGCCUGGGUGAAAAAAGACAGUUUGUCUUGCUUACUACUGAGUGCCUCUAUGGAUCAGACUAUUCUCUUUUGGGAGUGGAAUAUAGAGAGAAACAAAGUGAAAGCCCUACACUGCUGCAGAGGUCAUGCUGGAAGUGUGGAAUCUAUAGCUGUUGAUAACACAGGAACUAAAUUUUGCAGUGGCUCCUGGGAUAAGAUGCUAAAGAUCUGGUCUACAGUCCCUACAAAUGAAGAAGAUGAAAUGGAGGAACCUACUAAUCGACCAAGAAAGAAACAGAAAACAGAGCAAUUGGGACUAACCAGGACUCCCAUGGUGACCCUCUCUGGCCACAAGGAAGCAAUUUCCUCAGUCCUCUGGUCAGAUGCUGAAGAAAUCUGCACUGCAUCUUGGGACCACACAAUUAAAGUGUGGGAUGUUGAGACUGGCAGUCUUAAGUCAACUUUGACAGGAAAUAAAGUGUUUAAUUGUAUCUCCUAUUCUCCACUUUGUAAACGUUUAGCAUCUGGGAGUACAGAUAGGCACAUCAGACUGUGGGAUCCACGAACUAAAGAUGGUUCUUUGGUGUCACUGUCCCUAACCUCACAUACAGGCUGGGUCACAUCAGUUAAGUGGUGUCCUACCCAUGAACAGCAGCUGAUCUCAGGUUCUUUAGAUAACAUUGUCAAGCUGUGGGAUAUAAGAAGUUGUAAGGCUCCUCUCUAUGAUCUGGCUGCUCAUGAAGACAAAGUUCUGAGUGUAGACUGGACAGACACAGGGUUACUUCUGAGUGGAGGAGCAGACAAUAAAUUGUACUCCUAUAGAUAUUCACCUACUACUUCCCAUGUGGGGGCAUGACAGUGAAUGAUAAUUUGACUCUAGAGAUUCUUUCUAUAAAUGAAAUCAAUAGAGAAUUCUCAGAUGACAUAAACCUGCAGGUCAACUCUUCAGAAAGCAGCCUUUUAGAUUAAAAGUUUACAUAGUGUUUUCACCCUUGAUAAUAGAUAACAUAUCACUGUUUCUCUUCUUUAUUUUGUAUUUAUAAUACAACAUUUUGUGUUUAUAAACUAUAAAAUGUAACCUGCAUUCUCUACUUUAUGCUAAACUUGAAAUUAAACUAAGGUUUUUUUUUCUUUUUUCUUUGUAAAGGUGUUGGUUUGAAUUAAGAUUUGCUUUUGAAAUGUUAUACAAAAUAUAUAUUAGAAAUACAGUAAUUAAUUUCCACUUUUUUUAUUUCUGAUGGAGAAAUUUAGGUUUUAAAUUAACCGUUUUUAAAAAAGCAUAAAUUAAAAAGUGUAAUGGAUAUUUUUAAAUAGGGGAAAAAAUUAGAAAUAAAAUUUACCUUUGGUAAAAUAAGUGAUAUUUAUAAGAAAGUAAGACUUUGCAGGGAUUCAGAACAUUUAAAAAAUGUAGAUGUUGCUGGUUUUAUUAAGAAUUUGUUGAAAUAUUUGUGAAGUACUUUGGUAAAAAGAUAUGUCAGAGUCCUUUAGAAAGUGCAUACAGAUUUCCUGGUAACCAGCAAUCUCCUCAACCUAUCAUUAUAUGUAGACAGGAAUAGAUUCUUUAGACAAAACCUUUCAAUUAGAUAAUAAACAUUCUACAGAUUUUAUAAAUUAUUAGCAUUUAAGUAAUUGUUUUCUUAAGUGACUUCCAUCUUUAAUGGAUUGCUAUUCCUUAAGCAGAGCACUUAAUUUCUUAGUAAUUAUAUAGGAAGUCAGUUUUGUCUCCUGACUAACUAGACCCAAGUGCAGCAUAUCUCAAAAAAUAUUCCCAUUAUGGAAGUCUGGGAAACAACAUCUAUACUUUGUUGCAGUGGAGAGCCAAAUUAAUAGUGGAUUAAACCAGUUAGGCAUUUAGUUCUCUUAGAAGUUAAGAGGCAGUCCAAGGCUGGUAUAGUGUUUUGUUCCACAUUCCUUCUAAAAAUCCAGACUCUCCUCUACCCCUAAGACAUACCCUUUAAACAGUUAUGACAAUGUCCAAAAUGCAAAGAAAGAUGUAAAUAUAAGGUAGAAAGGUAGCAUAGAGAAGAGAGCAAUUAACCUUUGGAGAGGCAGUUGGUUGCCAAGAAAGGCAUCAUGGAAUAGUGACAUUUGAGCCAGGUUUGGACAGAUAAUUAGAGGGUGUUGAGCAGAUUAUUCUUGGUAGAGGGAGCAGCAUGAAAAUGCCAGAAAUGAUACCUCUGAAAUAACUUCUUCCAGGUCUUAUCUUAGACAUGAUGAAUCUUCUUAUACUGGAAAACACAAAAAGAAAAACUUGCUGUGAGGUUACCCAAAGAUUGUAGUAUAGACAUUUGAAUUUUUAAAAAUUUGUAUUCUAUGUAGAAUGUAAAAAAAAAAAUUACAACUUUUCUAUGAGUAGCUGACCAGUAUUAUGCUAUAUCUUUUUCCUUUGAAUUUAGAAUUAACAUUUUUGAGCUGUUGUCAACAAUGCAUAAUAAUAUAUCAGAUGUUUCCUAGAAUUACCAUGGAAACAGAACAAAUGACAAUUUAAUAUUGAUAUUGAUAUAAAAUAGUCACAUAAUUGAACAAACAACCCUACGUAACAAAACAAGAACCAUCUGGGAAUUUCUGACAAUAACACUGAAAUCUGUUCAUACAGACUAAAAUUCCCUUGAUGUAUUCUAGUUUUGAAAAGUCACAACUGCUUAUGUUAUAUAAAGCAAAUGUAAGGAAAAAUAUUAAUUUUUGAUAGUUAUUACCAUAGUUCCUAUUCUUAAAGGGAAAAAAACUGACAUUUUAAGGCUAUCCAUAUGCAAUGGAUAGCAAAUUAAUACUGUUUUUUAUAAAAGCCACUAAUUGGAAUCAGGUUUUCUAAUCAAAAACUGCAAGGUAUUAAAACAACAGGAACUUUUGGCCACUUUAAUACUGGUAAUUUUUACCAUCAUAGACUUCAAGUUAAAUAUCGUAAUAAUGUUAAUUGACAUUUUGUUAUAUGAACAAAGUAUAUCUUCAGCGUAACUUUUUAUGCUUGUUUGUUUGUUUAAUAGAAUCAGGCUAUAUUUACUCUGAUACCACUUCCAAUGAUUUGCAUGUUUAAUUAAGGAAGUAAAUUCUUUUCUGGUGGUGUUUGUAAAAGGGAAAUAAAAUUAUGUCCCACUAUAAUAGUCCUCUGACAUAGGUACUAUAAUUAUCUGUACUAUAAAAAUGAAGAUAGAUGUUAAAGCAGGUAAAUUAUUUAACUAGGAUCAUAUAACUAGUAAAUGGCAGAAUCAGGAUUUGAAUUCGGGUUUAUCUGUCUAGAGCUCGGGCUCUUAACUAGUACAUAUUCUGUCAAUUCUUUUUUAAUGUAUAGGAAUGAUUUUUUUGUAAAUAUAAUGAAUGAGUAUGAAAAUAUCUUUACCUACAUAAAAGAAAGACUAUAUUUAAGUUUUUGAUUGGCAUUUAUUGGUACUAAAUUACAAUAAUGUCAUGUUCAGCUUUGCAUGUGUUGCCUUUAAAAUUCACUUAAAUCUUAUUAUAUCAUGAAAUAGAUCAGUGUAAUAAUAUCCAAAUGUAUAUUUUAAAAAUCUUUUUCUGUACUUUCACAUAUAAAUUAGAUAUGAGCAAGAAGGAACUUUAGAAAUUAUCCUGUUAUUGAUUCAAAACAUUGAGUUAUCUUGUCAUUUAAAGAAGCCACAACCCAGACAGUUAAGUAUAUAGUGUGAAGGAAUACAGCUAAUUAAUGAUGGAGCUAGGAGACAUGCCUCUGCAUAAUAAAGACUACAGCAAAAUCAUCUUGUUAGAUACAAUCUGAUAUAAAUUUUAGAAACAUGUCAAACCUAUCUAUAGUUAGUAAAAAUAUAAAUUGCAUGCCUGGGCUUUAUAUUAAUAACAAGUUCUGUAUUUUUUUUUCCAGAAGGAAAUACUUUUUAAAAAAUGUCUACAAUGUUUAAUAUUUUUAAAAUAACAAAUCAUCUUUAUGAUAAUGUCUGUAAUUCUGGCGCUGCUUAACUAAAUGAAAAUGUAGUAGGGGAAAGAGAAUAAUUUAGCUUGCAAUAUUUAAGAAUUGGUGGGGUCACCUGGGUAGAUCUCCAUCUCCUUACUAACAGCCAUUAGUACACUACCUGUAAUGUUUCACCUGACUUCUUUGGUAAAAAUCAGAUUACAAAGAAAGGUGGAACAGCCUGAAGAAAUGAAGCUGUUUCCAUGAUCUCAAGUUCAAUAGGUCCCUAGCCUUUAAGAGUAAAAUAAUACAAAAGGUAGAAUUCUUAAUUUGUUUUAUAAUAUCACUUGAGAUUUUAUUUGGGAGGUUAGCCUGAUAAAUGCAAAUAUAAAAGUAAAGAUCAUUUCUCUCUAAGGAAACUAGGACUCCAGGUUUAGAACCCAGAUUUGUGGACUCUGCAUUCUAAGUUAUCUAAUGGUCUUCUUUUAUUGUUAGUUUGUAGAAUGGAGUCCACAGAGGAGGAAAAUACUUUUUAUACUAGGAUAAUUCUGUUAUAUGUUGAUGGAAAAUUAAAUGAUAGCUCUAUAAAUGUUUGUACUUCUAAAUGAAAUUAAAUCCUCCCCAUAUAAAAGUAUUUUAAUGGUGUUAAAUCCUUUAAUUCUCUAAAAACAGCAAUACUAAAUUGUAAUUGCUUCACUGCAUCAUUUAUUUGUUGAGGGACUAAUAUAAGCCAUUUAAAUAUCUUACCAAUCCAACAGCUAAAAAGAGAUUUUUAAUUCAUUCAAUAAACAAUUAUGGAAUACCAUGAGUUAGAUCUGAUUCCUGCCCUGGAAGAGCAUCAGUAGCUCUCUCUACCUUACUUGCUGAAACCAUUCCUAUACCUGCGCAAUUUUCUUAGUGACUUGUGGAGGAAACACGAUUUUAUGUGUAAAUGCUCUAUUUUAUGAUGGCUUGGAGACAUCAUGUAUCUUUCUGUAAUUGUCUGCAAUUAAGUAAACAAAACCAACAGGUCUGGCUCAUAGUUACUAUUUUGA
Molecule: messenger RNA, 5519 nt
Organism: Choloepus didactylus (southern two-toed sloth)
Lineage: Eukaryota; Metazoa; Chordata; Mammalia; Pilosa; Megalonychidae
Gene: WDR12
Product: WD repeat domain 12
Exons: 14
Coding region: 211-1482 (423 amino acids)
Biological process (GO): ribosome biogenesis; maturation of 5.8S rRNA from tricistronic rRNA transcript (SSU-rRNA, 5.8S rRNA, LSU-rRNA); maturation of LSU-rRNA from tricistronic rRNA transcript (SSU-rRNA, 5.8S rRNA, LSU-rRNA)
Cellular component (GO): preribosome, large subunit precursor; PeBoW complex
Molecular function (GO): protein binding
Source: RefSeq, a predicted model, not a curated record